This is a messenger RNA of Trichoplax adhaerens, 2067 nucleotides long. RefSeq lists its product as uncharacterized. The coding region runs from base 1 to 1896 and encodes 631 amino acids. Gene Ontology annotation, cellular component: G protein-coupled receptor heterodimeric complex; membrane. The transcript has 13 exons. Gene Ontology annotation, molecular function: G protein-coupled GABA receptor activity. The record is from RefSeq and is a predicted model, not a curated record. Gene Ontology annotation, biological process: G protein-coupled receptor signaling pathway; gamma-aminobutyric acid signaling pathway. Lineage: Eukaryota; Metazoa; Placozoa; Uniplacotomia; Trichoplacea; Trichoplacidae.
AUGUAUAAGAUAUCUGGUGGAGCAACAGCAGCUAAUUUAGUUACAGGAAGUAAUUUUCCUUACUUUUUCUCUUCCAACAUCAACGAUGUUUCCCUCAACAUUGUACGAUUAGAAUUCAUUCAAAGAUAUCAAUGGCAAAGAAUUGCUGUUAUUAUGCAAACAACUAGCAGUUUAUAUCUUUCGGGAGGCCAAGAUUUCGUUAAAGGACUACAUGAUAAAAAUUUUACAGUCGUAGCUGAAGAAUCAUUUGCCACAAAUCCAGAGCGUUCUGUUGAAUCACUGCAGAAUAAAGACGCAAGAAUUGUAUUCAUAUUUUCUGAUGUACGCAAUGCUGCUAACAUCCUAUGUAAGGCUUAUAAAUUGGGAAUGUAUGGAGAAAAUUAUGCGUACCUCCUGCUUAAUAUUUACUUCCCUAGCUGGAUUGAUAUUUCUGCUAGCCUGACGAAUUGUACGAGUGAUCAGCUAUGGACAGUAGCUAGAAAUUAUUUCACAUUUGCACCUUUCUUUGGAUAUCGUUCUAAUCCUACCAUAGUUUCGGGACGUACAUAUAAACAACAUCUUGAAGAUUAUAGAAAAUUUACUGCACAAUAUGAUCCUGUCGAUGGCUAUAACAGGGCUGUCUAUGACUCUGUUUAUGCACUUGCCCUGGCACUAAAUAAGACAGAAGAGCGGCUACGAUCAUAUAAUAUGAGCUUAAGCGACUUUCAUUAUAAUAAUACCUUCAUAUUCAAUAUUUUAUUUAAGGCAUUGAAGGAAACACAAUUUCUUGGUGCUAGUGGGCCAUUUCGAUUCUAUUCACGAUCGAGAAUUGGGAAUGUCGAUAUUAUCCAAUAUCAAAAUAUCUCAGGCAGCUUUAAAGAAGUUACUAUUGGUAACUACCUAGGGGCGAAUAGUAACAUCGUUCUCAUGAAAGAGAAAAUAAUCUGGCCAGGAGGAAAAAUACCUAGUGACCAUGUAGAAAUUAAAACUGAAAAAGUUCCCAUUUCCUAUCAAACUUUUUUGAUUUUCCUAAUAUUAUCCGUUAUUGGAAUUGCAGUUACUGUAACAUUUCUAUUAUUCAAUAUUGCUUUCCGACUUGAAAGAGUCAUUAAAAUGUCAAGCCCUAAGAUUAAUAACCUGUUCCUGCUUGGCUGCAUAUUAUGCUAUGUCUCGGUUGUCAUCCAUGGCAGCGAAGCCAUUAAUUAUCAAUCUUUACCAGCGUUACAAGUAAUUUGCACUGCUCGCAUAUGGACAUUGAUAAUUGGUUUUACUCUUGCUUUUGGCUCGUUAUUCUCCAAAAUGUGGCGAGUGUAUAAGAUUUUUACGAAUAAAACUGCAAAGUCUGUGAUUAUCAGAGAUAGGCAAUUGUUUUCCAUUACGGUUAUUCUAGCUCUAAUCGACCUAGUUUUGCUAACAUUAUGGCAAAUUAUUGAUCCGCUAGUUCCAACUUGGCAGGUCGUUAACCUUACGACUAUGCGUACGCAGUCGAAUAUUCUAAUUCGAGAAAGCUACCUGAUUUGUACCUGCAGCAAUAUCACCAUCUGGAUUGGAAUCACUUUGGCUUACAAAUUUGUAGUCUUAAUAUUUGGUGCUUUCUUGUCGUGGGAAACACGGAGCGUCAACAUUCCAGCUUUAAACGAUUCCUAUCACGUUGGCUUAUCUAUUUAUAAUGUAGUUAUAAUUUGCACGAUCGGAUUUUUAAUCAAUAUCCUUGUUCCAGUUACACCGCAGACUGCUUUUGUUGUUACUGGUACUUUUAUUAUAUUUUGCACAACAUCCAUUGUCUGUUUCAUAUUUUUUCCUAAGGUUAAAUCCAAGCUCAAUCCCACCGUUACUUAUGGCUUAUCGCGAAGGAUCUACCCUGAAGCAGCGGGUGAAAUACGCAGUAAGAUUCCUGAAACUUUGGGUUCGGAAUAAUUCUAAAUGAUUGAAAAUGCAGUGUUGAAGAUAAUCAAGUGUUACUAGUCAAAUGAACAGCUGUCUCCUCAGCUAAGCUGUGACCUCGAAAAAUUAUCAUUUUAAAAUACUCCGUGCAGUGAUUGGGAAAAGCAUACAUGCAGUAGAAAACUAUGUUGGUCAAGCGUUUCC